GAUGUUGUAGCAGUCAGGAGUUUUGUAAAUAAAUUUUGUAAAUAUAGUGUGUUAAUAAUGGAAUGGAAAUAGAUUGUAAGAAUACGCACUCCCCAUUAAUGAAUUUGAAAUGUAUUUAGUCCCUUAGAGUAGGCAAACGAGCACUUAAUGAGGUGCAAACGCUUCCUUGGGUCGAGGCCAUUUGUUUUCUUGAUAAGGUGGGAGAGAGAAGGCAGCACGGCUAUCGUUCAAGUUAUCCAACGUAGCUGUGUAGUCACGAAACUACACGAAGGGUUUCGGGAAAUGACGCACUUCCGGGUGCGUCCGAGAUACACUUCCCCUUAUCUGAGGCGUGAAAGACUCGAUCAUUUCGUCCGUGAUCGUCUACUGACUUAGAAGUCCCCGCGUUUGUUAGCUAGUGUUUCGUGAGCCAAUUGUAGGUGCCGUUUAGUGUGGUGUUAAAUGUAGUUGAAUAAUUAAAUUUGUUUCGUUCCAAAAAGUAGGCCAAAGUGUGCGUAGGGAAUUGUGUGCGAUUAGUAGAACCUUAAGAAGCUCUAAACGAAGGUUGGCUUUUGUUUCAAUCCCACAGUUCCUCGCACCCAAGCGCGACGACUUCUGCUCCCCAACGGACGAAGAAUUCCCGGCAAUCGCCGAACCGCCGGAAGCGGACGGAUCCGUCUCCAUAUCUGUCCGGGAGGCCCGGGGACCUUCGAGUGGAAGAAUUCCACAUGCUGGUUCGUCCAUUGUCCAGCACAGCCGCAUCAACCGCCAAAACCGCCAUCGCAUUGGUAGGAGCAACCGCCAUUGCGUACCUCAGCUCUGUGAUUGCCACCGAUUGAUCAGCCAAGCCAGUGGGAUCAUCGACCCUAGCAGCAGGUCAUCGACUGCUGCUCAGUAAGCCAACGACAUCUCGGUGAGUCAAACCUUUUCUUUUUUUGGACGGAGUGCGGCGUCCGUUGAGGGCGCCGCGGAGGAUUUUUUUUGCCAGUCUUAGACUGAAGACCGAAAGGUAGCUGCAAAGCCAACAAAACCCCGCUUUUGAAGAACCGGAACCCGUUGAACGACUUCUGCGGAUCAACGUCUUGGCUCCGUGAGAAAUGCGUGCGUGAAACGCCAUCGUUCACCACCGCCAAUCAGUUUCGGGGAAUAGGAGCGCAGCCCAUUACACUGCUGUUCUGCCUAGGAAAAUGACGUCAUUAGAACAUUGAGAGCACUGAGCACAGAUAGUCAGAUAGGGAGGAGUUAGAAUUCGCACACACGCUAGGAAGUAGGAGAGAGGAACGAACACACACUAUGAUACCCUAAAUUUGAAUGUUGUACCCUACUGUUUCCAAUAAAUGUUAAUUAUAUGUCGUUAGAAUGAUAAGCCAAUAAUAAUCGUUUCGUUACAAAUCAAAAUAAAUGUAGAGUACAGAGUUUCCUUCCUAGCCAUUUGAUCAUUUAAUUGCGUUUAUCAUCACAUAGCAUGUUAGUAGUUUCGUUGUCCCGUCCUCCACGUCAGUGAGUUUGAUUGGGUUGUUGAGUGUCUUCCAGGUCAGUGAGCAAUCUAGUGAUGAACGGAGAGAGUCUGCCGAUGAUGAGAACUUCUCACUAGUGAGAUCUUGAGGGUACGGGUGGUCUCUCACCGUUCUCUGAGUGUCGUCGUGACUGUGUAGUUAUGUUGCGAUAAUAGGGUGUUCCCGUUUGGACGUUUUAGUGCGUAGCCAGCUGGAUCGAUCCGUAAAUCCUUUCAGGAAUUUUCAAAUGGACUCGCCCUUAGGGGGUCUCAUCCGGGCAAUAUAAUAUCGGGCGCGUGGUCUCCCUUGUGGAGUGGCGCUUAAGCCACGCGUUUCAUGCUGGAUCGCCCAGCAGCGGCUACAAAUUGGCGCCCAACUAAAGGUCUUCGAGAUAUUUUGAUGAAUUUAUGGAAUGCUUGAUGGAAAAUAUAUAGUUGUGGAAAUUUUGAUGAAGUGUUUAUGGAUAAUUUAAGGUUCACAUGUUGAUAGUUUUUUGGGAUAUUAUGUAAUUUGUCCCGUCAUUGUGGUUUUGUGAAGAAUCUUUGAGUGAUAUUGUGCAUUUUGUAAAUUAAGAUAUUUUUGGGAGAUAUUGAGCAUCGAAAAAUUGAAUUUGCGCAGUGAAUAACAUAUUGAAUUUGAAGUUGUUUAUUAGUUUAUAUAGGUUUAUAUUACUAUCGUGCAUCUUGGUAUUAUUUUCAUAUUUUUUCUGUUUGUUGUUUGUUGAAUUUUGAAUUACUUCCUAAAAAUGGCUGUCAAACUUCCUCAUGCGGACCACUUAAUCAAUGAAGAGGUCGAUUAUGAACUUAGCAUACGUGGGAAAUUUGAGGAUAUAAAUAAUGACGUUGAGGCAAAGUACCGGAUGUUGAGGUAUCUGUUUAAGGAGGACGAGAAGGAGAGAAGGGAGUAUGAAUCGCCGUACACUAUCGACCAGGAGUUCGACAUUAUAUGCUCCAGGGUCGAUGAGUUAAGGAAUAAGUUAGUUAACGGUUUGGACGAUAGGUGUUUUUCCCGACUGAAACAUUAUUGGGGUAGAGUUUACAGAAUCAGAACGAACGACGCUGAGUCUGAGCGGAUGCGGAAGGAGCUGUUGAUAGAAAUCAGGGCGGAACUAAGCAAGUUUGAAGGCAGAAAAGAGCUAGAGGUGCGGCCCGAUCCUUUCAAUUUCGAGGGAGCUGGAAAGACGGUCAAUAACGGUGCAAAACAGAAGGAGUUGGGUAAAACAGGUUCAAAGCAGGAUACAGGAACGGAGACUUCACCAAUAACGCCGGUAGGAACAAAUGUGGAAUAUGCGAGCGAAAGGGAGAGAGCGUUAGAGGCACAAGUCAAAGAGCUGCAUCAGAAGUUGGACUUGCUUUUACGCGGUUCUGAAGGAGCUAAAGGGGGGGACGAAGAAAGUGGAAAAGAGAGCGUAGUCGUGGUAAGUGCAGAUAGAAUUGGACGAAGAGAUACAGGACCUGUAGGUACGUCAGAACUUCGGGAUGAGAGACGGAACCGUCGCGAAAGGUGGGAGGAGAGUCCAAGGGGAUCGGUGAACAACCAACGCGUAAAACAGGCCGUUGUUAACAGAAAGGUAGCAGAAGGAAGAGAGACGGGUAACGGAGAUCGCCAAAGCGUUGAGCGAGGUGGUUACUACCGACAGGAAAGCAGGAAUGGCAGAACGACGAAUGAUCAUGAUUCACGUAGGGGAACUGCUUUGGAACAAAUUGAAGGGCAUCACGGUUGGAACAGUCAGCGCAAUCAACCAGGCGGUGAUAGGAGUCAGGACGAGCGAAUGGAGCGUCCAAAUGAUGGCUUUAGGCAUCACGGAACGAGGCAGUCUUCGCAGAGAAUGGACGCGGACUUCGAUUAUCGACCGGAUCCGGAAUACGAAAUCAGGGAUCAAUGGAGAGAGCGCACAAGGAGAUCAGACGGAUACGACGGAAGAGGUAGAUACCAAGAUCAGCAGUUUAGGCCGUUGUUUCGCGACGAGCAAUUCGGGCGUUCAUACCAGGAAUACCAGCCAGACGUGACGUGGAGACAGCAACAGCGCAGGCAGAGAGAUACCGACCAGCGUCGAUUCGACGAGAAUGGAGAUCAGCACCGUUAUCAAGGUGAAAGGUUUAGACGCGUUGCGGGAAGCGUACCGAGGUUGCAACUAGACUACAGCUCGGACGAGUCUUCAGUGGAUGAAGGCAGGUGGUCCAGAGACCAGGGUCGACCGAAUCGUAGCUUCAGACGGGUUACCGAAGCUGAAAUCCGCGACGCCGAUCGUAGAAUGGAGAAAUGGCACUUAAGCUUCAGUGGAGACGCCCGGAGCAGGUCUUUGGAAGAUUUUUUGUUGAAGGUACGUCGUCUUGCGAAGAUGGACAGGAUUGCUGACGAUGUUCUGAUGCAGAGAAUCCACACGAUUCUUCGGGGAGAAGCGUACGACUGGUACCUGUGCUAUGCGGACGAGUUUCACGAUUGGAAACACUUUGAAGAGAGGAUAAGGUACAUGUACGGCAAUCCCAAUAAGGAUCAGGGGAAUCGCCAGAAAAUAUACGAGCGAAAACAGAACCGGAAUGAGACGUUUCUGAGCUUCAAAAUGGAGAUCGAGCGACUAAAUAAGCUUUUGAGUACACCAUUGGAUCCGCAGCGCAUUUUCGAGGUAAUUUGGGACAAUAUGCGCCCGCAUUACCGGUCGAAGCUAGCGUGUAAAACGGUGGAAAGUUUGCGGAAACUGGAGCACUAUGCGUAUCGGAUUGAUGCCAACGAUCCGGUUUUCAGGAAUGUGCGGGAAACUCCAAGUAAGCCGAUUCACAACAUAGAAGUGGAGCAAAAGGAGGACGAGUCGUACAGUUCAGCAUCCGAAUCGGAACAUGUGAAUGCCAUCGGUAGCAGAUUCGACAAAGACCGAAGAUAUAGAGAUCAGAGAUCAGCGGGUACGAAUGGAAGAAACCAAGAGAGUCCUCGAGAAACUCCGAGUUCCACACAGAUACCCAUGUGUUGGAACUGCAGGAAAAGUGGCCAUCUUUGGAGGAAUUGUCCAGAAGAAAAGAGGCUGUUCUGUUACCUGUGUGGUACACAGGGCAAGACGGUGACGACGUGUGACAAACAUUCGGGUGAAGCUCGAGCACAACAAAUAGAGAACUCGGGAAACUAGUGCUGGAAUGCC
Aedes albopictus (Asian tiger mosquito) is the source of this 4608-nucleotide messenger RNA. Its product is annotated as trichohyalin-like. NCBI's taxonomy places the organism in Eukaryota, Metazoa, Arthropoda, Insecta, Diptera, Culicidae. The transcript has 2 exons. Bases 2221 to 4596 code for a protein of 791 amino acids. The record is from RefSeq and is a predicted model, not a curated record. Gene Ontology annotation, molecular function: zinc ion binding; nucleic acid binding.